CUGUUGCCUCAGCUGGGACGUUGAAUGCGCUUAAAUCUGCUACUAAGGAGCCUGGUGUGAAGAGAGUGGUUUACACGUCUUCCUCGAUUGCGGCUACGAUGGCGAGGCCGGGUGUUGAGUUUUCGAUUGAUGCAACAUCCUUCAACGAGGAGGCGAUCGCAAAGGCGUGGCAGUUCCCGUCGGAUGAGCCGCCAGAGAUGCAUGGGUUGUAUAUCUAUGGCGGGAGUAAAGCACAAGCAGAAAAGGAUGUUUGGGCGUGGUUGCGGGAGAAUAAACCGCAUUAUGCGUUCAACUCUGUUCUUGCAAAGUCGCACUCGGGCAAUGGUAGAUCCCUGCCAAACUGCAACAUCGGCGAAGUGCUCCGUCCAGACAAGCAAGGCUUCCCGAGUAUAGCAACAUGGGUCCGGGUCCUGCUCUUCGACCCUGAAACGCUGAAAGUUUACGCGAAAGUAAUGCAGCCUCAAUGGUAUAUCGACCCCGUCGACGACGCCCUCAUCCACAUCGCCGCUUUGAUCUACGACGACGUUACCGACGAGCGCCUCUUCGCGUUCGCGGAACCAUUCACUUGGAACCAGGUCCUCUCGAUUGCGAGGAAGCAGUUUCCAGACCGCUCGUUUCCGGAGGAUAUCGAGGGACAGGAGCCGGAUCGUUGUACGGUGCCGAAUCAGCGGGCGUUAGAGCUGCUGAAGAGGAUGGGAGUGGAAGGGUGGACGGAGUUGGAGGAGAGCGUGAAAGUGCUGGGGAAACAACUUGUGGAAUUUGGGAACUGAGUCAGUUCCUGUUACAAGAAACUCGACAUUGCGCCUAUAUAUUGGAGAGACUAUGGGGGCAACCCUAGCAGCGGCAGACGAGUGUGCACAGUCUUAUAGCUUGUCGCUCACUCUGGGCAUGAAAAAAGUGGCACAAUCAUCAAGUACUCUGCCCAUGUGUACACCUGUCUGUCACUACAAGAAGU
Messenger RNA from Mytilinidion resinicola, 955 nucleotides. RefSeq lists its product as uncharacterized. Bases 99 to 770 code for a protein of 223 amino acids. The transcript is spliced from 5 exons. The record is from RefSeq and is a predicted model, not a curated record. NCBI's taxonomy places the organism in Eukaryota, Fungi, Ascomycota, Dothideomycetes, Mytilinidiales, Mytilinidiaceae.